GUGGCGACAAACUGCAGUUCAUUUUUCUGCCACUAGAUGUCUCAAUCUGUGAUACAGUGGUGUUCAGAAUUUGUUGGAGAACCUCCCUUAAAAUUAAUCCAGAGAAAAAAACCGUAAUAUAUUAUUUUCAAUAAAAAAAAAUGCAGAAAUAUGAGAAACUGGAGAAGAUCGGUGAAGGUACCUACGGAACAGUCUUCAAAGCCAAAAACAGAGAGACCCAUGAAAUUGUAGCCCUCAAAAGAGUUCGUCUAGACGAUGAUGAUGAGGGAGUACCAAGCUCUGCACUGCGAGAAAUCUGUCUUUUGAAAGAACUAAAACAUAAAAAUAUAGUUAGAUUGCAUGAUGUACUCCACAGUGAAAAGAAGUUAACCUUAGUGUUUGAAUACUGUGAUCAGGAUUUGAAGAAAUAUUUUGAUAGCUGCAAUGGUGACCUAGACCCUGAAAUAGUAAAGUCCUUCAUGUACCAGUUGCUAAAAGGUUUGGCUUUUUGUCAUAGCCGGAAUGUGCUGCAUAGAGACCUCAAGCCUCAGAAUCUUCUUAUUAACAGGAAUGGCGAGCUCAAACUAGCUGAUUUUGGAUUGGCUCGUGCGUUUGGAAUACCUGUCCGAUGUUACUCAGCUGAGGUUGUCACAUUAUGGUACAGGCCUCCAGAUGUGCUGUUUGGUGCUAAACUGUAUUCCACCUCGAUUGAUAUGUGGUCAGCGGGGUGUAUAUUUGCAGAGUUAGCUAAUGCUGGAAGGCCGUUGUUUCCAGGAAAUGAUGUGGACGAUCAGCUGAAGAGGAUUUUCAGAUUGUUGGGGACACCAACUGAGGAGCAGUGGCCCACCAUGACCAAACUUCCAGAUUACAAGCCCUACCCCAUGUAUCCAGCAACAACCUCACUGGUGAAUGUUGUUCCGAAACUGAGUGCGACAGGACGGGAUCUGCUACAGAAUCUACUGAAAUGUAACCCAGUCCAGCGGAUCUCAGCAGAGGAUGCCUUGCAGCACCCAUACUUCGCAGAUUUUUGUCCUCCAUAAACAAUUGCCAAACCCCAGUAACAAAACCUAGUCUGACCUCCUGCAUUGAACGCGCUUAAUUCCAGUUUUUAAUACCCAUCCAUCACCGGCAAACCUGCAAGGAACCAGGAGCUCCGAAUGUCUUGUACUGCCUGAAGCAACACAGCCUUGGUGAUGAACAUCUCUUCCUCUGUUUUUCUUUCUUUUUGACUCCAGCACAUUUAAGACUUUAAUUUAUUGUCACGCAGAUACACAUAUGGGCCCAUGCAUGCCUAUAAAAAAACAUGCUGGUACAAGAACUUUUAACAAUAUGGUCUGUUCUGCAAUUUUUGGACAAUUGGACAGUGUCCUCCUUUCAGACAAAACUCCAUUACAGAUUUGCACUUUGCUUUUUUUUCUUUUGACAAGGGAUAAGAUAACAUUAUAAUGCUCACAGGGACUGUGUGAAAAUAAGUGGGGAAUGUUUCUCAGUGUUCUGAUGAUUUUGGGUGACAUUUGAAUUCCCAGAUAGUCAGAAUUUUUUUUUUUACUGUAAAGUUACAUGAGGUUAAAUGUUUUGACAUUAACGUGACCAGUUGCUGUGUAUAUCAGGCUUUAAAUAUCAUUCACCCUCAAUUUCCACAAAUGUCCUUCAUUAAGUAACCUCUAGCCAUGUCGAUCUGGGGCUGCAAUUUGAUAUACCUAAAGCGAGAAAGUACUGUGCUGGCUUUUUUGGUUCAUCUCAUCGUAUGAAAACCGCAUUCCCCUUUAAUGAGCGGUGAAAUCCAGAACUGAGGAAGGGGCCAAAAGCAGACCAGAGCUGCAGCUGAUGCGUUUAUUAUGUAUUGCUUGACUCGCAAUGACUGUGUGUUUCAAGGUAUUGUGAAGAAUAUCUGUCUGUCCUAUUGUAAGUGACUCUGCAUAUAACGCACAGUUCACAGCCUACCUCUGUAAAGCGCUUUGUGAUGGUGGUCCACUAUGAAAGGCGCUAUAUAAAAAUAAAGAUGUUAUUAUUAUUGCA
Molecule: messenger RNA, 1998 nt
Organism: Acipenser ruthenus (sterlet)
Lineage: Eukaryota; Metazoa; Chordata; Actinopteri; Acipenseriformes; Acipenseridae
Product: cyclin-dependent kinase 5-like
Exons: 12
Coding region: 141-1019 (292 amino acids)
Biological process (GO): neuron apoptotic process; protein phosphorylation; synaptic vesicle transport
Cellular component (GO): nucleus; cytoplasm
Molecular function (GO): cyclin-dependent protein serine/threonine kinase activity; ATP binding
Source: RefSeq, a predicted model, not a curated record